AUGAGUGAAUUCAAAAUCAAGGCUGGAUUAGCCCAAAUGUUAAAAGGAGGAGUUAUUAUGGAUGUUGUCAAUGCAGAACAAGCUAAAAUUGCUGAAAGAGCAGGAGCUUGUGCUGUUAUGGCAUUAGAAAGAAUCCCUGCUGAUAUGAGAGCCAGUGGACAAGUAUGUAGAAUGUCAGAUCCUCAAAUGAUAAAGGAAAUUAUGGCAGCCGUAUCAAUUCCAGUUAUGGCUAAAUGUAGAAUUGGACAUUUUGUUGAAGCUGAAGUUUUAGAAGCUUUAGGAGUUGAUUAUAUUGAUGAAUCUGAAGUUUUAACACCUGCUGAUAAAAAAUAUCAUAUCGUUAAAAAUGAUUUCAAAGUACCAUUUGUAUGUGGAGCUAAAGAUUUAGGUGAAGCUUUAAGAAGAAUUAAUGAAGGAGCAGCCAUGUUAAGAACUAAAGGUGAAGCUGGUACUGGAGAUAUUUCUGAAGCUGUUAAACAUUUAAGACAAAUCAAAGAAGAAAUUGAUUAUGUUAUGUCAUUAAAAACUGAUAAAGAAAUUGAAGAAUUUGCUAAAGAAAAAAGAAUUCCCCUUGAUACUUUAAAGGAAUUAAUUGCUAAUGGAGGUAAAUUCCCAGUUGUUAAUUUUGCUGCUGGAGGGGUUGCUACACCAUCAGAUGCAGCAUUAUGUGUCAAAUUAGGAGCUGAAGGAGUUUUUGUUGGUAGUGGAAUUUUCAAAUCUAAAAAUCCUGAAAAAUUAGCUAAAGCUAUUGUUGAUUCAGUUACUAAUUAUAAUGAUUCCAAAAAGAUUAUGGAAUAUUCAACUGAUUUGGGAGAAUUAAUGGCAGGUGUUAGUAUUUCAUCCAUUAAAGACAAUGAAAAAUUAUCCAGUAGAGGAUGGUAA
Yamadazyma jaroonii is the source of this 882-nucleotide messenger RNA. The record is from the annotation of a GenBank genome assembly. Lineage: Eukaryota; Fungi; Ascomycota; Pichiomycetes; Serinales; Debaryomycetaceae.